AUGACUGAGUUGGUGAAGAAACGAAAAGUGUGCAGAGGGAAUUGCAGCUAUGUAAAGAAACUUAUUAGAAUGACCAAAGAACUGAAAGCAUCAUACGAAGUGACGGCAGAAGCAAAACUAGUGUUGGAAGAGAAAAAGAUUGCGUUCACGGACAAACUAAGAAUGUUAAAAGAACUCGAUGAUGAGAUAUUAAAUAUACUUUGUGGUGAUAAGAAUAUCGAGGAAGAAAUUGAUGGUGAAAUAGAAGAAUCGGAAAAUAUAAAGGCUGAGGUACAAACACUAAUUUUUUUCGAAGGGUCCUUGCCCAGUAUGUCGUCCACUCCCCAGUAUGUCGUCCACUCCCCAGAGUUCUAGUAGUGCGACGGCGACAGUGAAUACGAAACAAGUACAGUUACCCAGACUCAAAGUACCUACGUUUUCAAUAAAGGUUCACGAAUGGCAGGAAUUCUGGGACGGGAAUACUCAGUUAAGUGAGGUAGACAAGUGUUCCUACUUACGUGGCUUGUUGUUAGCACCUGCACGAUCGACUGUCCAAGGAUUUGCCCUUACCGCAGAUAAUUAUAAAGCAGCAGUCGACCUUUUGACAAAGUGUUAUGGUAAAAAGAUUUUAAUACAACACACAUAUGUAAACGAACUGAUUAACAUUGAACAUGUGUACAACAAAAGAGAUACCAUAAAACUGUGCAAAAUGUAUGACUUUGUUGAGAGUAAAUUUAGAUCUCUAGAUGCCUUAGACCAAGGAACAUACACUAUGUUUGUUGUUCCAUCAUUGUUGGAGAAAUUGCCACACUCGCUGAGGAUAACAAUGACAAGAAGAGCAUCACGAAUGGAAUAUGGAAGAGUUUUUUGGAUGUACUUGGUGGCGAAAUAGCUUUACAAGGGUAUCAACGAAAGCCAGACAGGGAGGAACGGCAACAAAAGAACGGGACUAAUCAUCAUAAUUGGAGUACAAUGUUCGCUGGAAGGCAAUCAAAAUGUGCUUUCUGUAACUGCCCAGGACAUCGACACGAAGACUGCAAGGUAACAGACAUUAAUGAACACAAAAAACUUCUAGGUAAAUAUGAUAGAAGCUAUAACUGUUUAAGAAAAGGAGAUUACAAUUAAGUGCCAUGCAUGUAAAGGCAUGCAUCACAAAGCAUUGUGUAGUGUGGACAUAAAUGGGAAUAGCCCUGUAGAUGACGGUGAAAAUAAAGUAAAUGUAGUUAAUAAUCAUGUAGCAACAAGUACUAGGGUCGUCUUACAGACGCAUGCACUAGGUGAAAGUAAGCGUAGAGUGCACGGGCAGGGAUUAUGACAUCGCUGGGAUUACGACAGGAAAGGAAUGGGUAGCAUUAAACACCUUUGGCCAAAAGGCUGUAGGCUCUAACCUUAAAGAAGUGGUUCAUGUUGACCUAGUUCCUGUGGGGGGAGGUAAAAUUUCAAGUUCCUGAAAUUUUGCAGGUCCACAAUGAGCAUUGAGAAAUUGCGUGAUUACCUACAUUUGGCCAACAUAGGGUUUUCAGAUGUUUCUCAGAAGAGGAGCUGGAGAUAGCUAUUUUAAUAGGUACCAUAGACAAACCAGUAGCUCUAGAAACUUCUCUAGGUUGGGUUGCCAGUGGGCCAAUGACGAACAGUGUGUCAGCCGUGGAAGGUGUACAAGAGGUAGGUGCUAUUUUUGUUGGUAAUUGUAGUGUACAAACUGACCAACUUGACGAAAACGUAAAACAAAUGUGACCUUACAAAUUGUAGAAGGUGAUGAGAUACAUGACAAAUUUGUUGAGAACAUUAAUCGAAUCAGAUAGAAAAUUUUGGAACCAGGGCAGUG
Molecule: messenger RNA, 1804 nt
Organism: Paramuricea clavata
Lineage: Eukaryota; Metazoa; Cnidaria; Anthozoa; Malacalcyonacea; Plexauridae
Source: the annotation of a GenBank genome assembly